AUGAAGACCUCCACCGUCUUGCUCCUCCUCUCAGUCCUCGCCUCACUCUCUUGUUCCCAGAGCGACUCUCCGGAAGUCAUCGUCACAACGCAGGCAGGAAGCAUACGCGGCAUCCGCCUACCGACGCCCGACAGGAGUCACGUGACCGCUUUCCUUGGCAUCCCAUUCGCCGAGCCCCCGCUGGGCAAGAAGCGCUUCCGUAAGGCGGAGCCCAAGAAGCCGUGGUUGGGCGUGUUUGACGCUAGCUCCUACCCCAACGCCUGCUAUCAGUUCGUUGACACCUCUUUCCCCGGGUUCCAAGGAUCUGAGAUGUGGAACCCCAACAGGUUUACAUUUACUUUGACAUUUUCCAGUGUUCCGAGAUAUGUAACCCCAAAUGGUUGAUUGUUUUAGACAUCCUCUGGUUGCGUCCCUAAAUGCACUAUAUUCCCUAUUUAGUGCAGUACUUUUGACCAGGGCUCAUAGGACUCUGUUCAAAAGCAGUGCACUAUUUAGGACAUACGUUGUGUUUCAAUGUUAUUUUAUUCAUCUCUUUUCUUCUAUUUUACUUCCUUUCAUUAUUUAACUGUAAAGUGUGUUUGUGGUUUUAAAAUGACUUCUUGAAAUAAAGUUUGAUUAUACCAGUUGUGAUGGUACCUAGCAAGGGCACAAUGUUUAAUAAAUACAGUUUGAUUUGAUUUGAUUCCAACAGGGAGAUGAGUGAGGACUGCCUCUACCUCAACGUCUGGGUCCCGGCCUCCCCCAGACCUCACAACCUCACUGUGAUGGUGUGGAUCUACGGUGGAGGCUUCUACAGGUAGGUAGCCCAGUGGGCUAAGGAGAUGGGCCUGUAACUGGAGGGUUUGAUCUGGCAACUAGAGGACUGCUGGGUUCACAUCCUAACAACAAUCCCCUAACUACCAUUGUGCCCUUAUGCAAAGCACAACAUACUCUCCAUCCAGGGGUGCUUGGUGUGUAUGAUAUCUGAGUGAGAAAUGAACAAAACACAACAUGCUCUCUAUCCAGAGACAAAGUUCCAUGUAACAUAUGGACAAUAAUGUUCUAUUGUUCUAUAGUGGCUCCUCAUCCCUGGAUGUGUACGACGGACGUUACCUGGCCAACUCGGAGAGGGUGGUGGUGGUGUCCAUGAACUACCGUGUCGGGGCCUUUGGUUUCCUGGCUCUUCGUGGCUCCUCGGAGGCCCCUGGGAACGUGGGGCUCCUAGACCAACGUAUGGCCCUCCAGUGGGUCCAGGAUAACAUACAUAUCUUCGGGGGCAACCCCAAGCAGGUAAUGAUAAUAAAGAGUUUGUGUGUGCGCUUGUGCCUGCGUGCUUGGGAGAUGCUCUCUACAAAUUCAAUAUUAAUAUUAUGAACUACUACUACUACUACUACUACUACUACUCCCAGGUGACCAUCUUUGGGGAGAGUGCCGGAGCAGUCUCUGUGGGGAUGCACCUCCUGUCUCCAGAUAGUCGCCCCACCUUCACCCGAGCCAUCCUCCAGAGUGGAGUCCCCAACUGUCCCUGGGCCACUGUUACACCCGCUGAAGCCCAGCGGAGGGCAGCCAUGUUGGGGAAGCUGGUGGGCUGUCCCUCUGGGGGUAACAACACAGAGCUGGUGGACUGUCUCCGUAACAAGCCCCCCCAGGACCUCAUCGACCAGGAGUGGCAGGUAAUUUACAUUUACGUUUUACGUAAAGUUGUACAUUUAUGUGUACCUUUAUAUUUACGUUUUACGCAAAGUUAAAACAUUUGCAUAAAGCUUUGCAUUUAUGUUUACCUUUAUAUGUAUAUAUGCAUAUUUUACUUUAAAAUGUUUGUUUACAUGUGCAUUUAAACUUUUCAUUUUACUUUUAUGUUUUACUUUUUUAAGGAAUGUGUUCUCAAUUAGGCUAAAUAGAGAAAUAAACAGUCAAGGUUUUGAAAUUUAUAUUUUAUCAUUAUUAAGUAGUAAAGUUAUAUAGUGAAUAGGGUGCCUAUGGUUUAUUUGAUAUUAUUUACCUUUUUUUCCAGGUCAUGCCAUGGUCGGCCAUCUUCCGUUUCUCCUUCGUGCCGGUCAUCGAUGGCGUGGUCCUUCCUGACAACCCAGAGGCCAUGCUGUCAUCAGGCAACAUCAAAGACACCCAAAUCCUGCUGGGAGUCAACCAGGAUGAGGGCUCCUUCUUCCUCCUCUACGGAGCCCCCGGCUUCAGCAAGGUGUGUGUGUGUGUGUGUUAGGGCCGUGACGAUACCAGUAUCGCGAUACUCAUUAGUAUCGUUGCAAGGAAACAAAACACAAAUCAGAUUUAACUUCUUUAGGAAAACAGCCCUAAUGUUGGAAACAAACAUCAUUAUGUUGUCAUCCAGAGACACAUUUAUUUAUUUUCCAAGCUAUAGCACACAAUAAUUUACAUACAGCAGGUUUCAAACUUUCAAACAAGACCAAAGAGUUUGUUCUGCUUCGUGUUUUCAUUUUUGCCAUGGAAAAUAUAUUGUGAUACUAGUAUCGUCACAGCCCUAGUGUGUGUGUGUGUGUGUGUGUGUGUGUAUGCGCUCCACUGACACUGAUACAAUUCCACCCUAAUCUUUCAUUGGCACUCCAUAGGACAACGAGUCGUUAAUCUCCCGUGAGGACUUCCUGGAGAGCGUGAAGCUGAGUGUCCCGCACGCCAACGAAAUCGGCCAGGAGGCUGUGGUGCUGCAGGUAGGUGGACCAGCAGGUUGCUGGUUCGAAUCCUGGGUGAGCCGGGCGCUGAAAAAAAGUUUGAAUUGAUCUGGCAACUUGAGAGUUGCUGGAUGUGUGUGAUUAGUGAAACAAAUAGUCUAAUAAAGUUGUGUUGUAUAAAGGUCCCCGGUUUGAAUACAAGUCUAAUAAAGUUGUGUUGUAUAAAGGUCCCCGGUUUGAAUACCGGUCUAAUAAAGUUGUGUUGUAUAAAGGUCCCCGGUUCGUAUACCGGUCUAAUAAAGUUGUGUUGUAUAAAAGGUGCCCGGUUCGAAUACCGGUCGAAUAAAGUUGUGUUGUAUAAAGGUGCCCAGUUCGAAUACCGGUCUAAUAAAGUUGUGUUGUAUGAAGGUCCCAGGUUCGAAUACCGGUCUAAUAAAGUUGUGUUGUAUAAAGGUCCCAGGUUCGAAUACCGGUCUAAUAAAGUUGUGUUGUAUAAAGGUCCCCGGUUUGAAUACCGGUCGAAUAAAGUUGUGUUGUAUAAAGGUUCCAGGUUCGAAUACCUGUCUAAUAAAGUUGUGUUGUAUAAAGGUCCCCGGUUUGAAUACCGGUCUAAUAAAGUUGUGUUGUAUAAAGGUACCGGUUUGAAUACCGGUCUAAUAAAGUUGUGUUGUAUAAAGGUCCCAGGUUCGAAUACCUGUCUAAUAAAGUUGUGCUGUAUAAAGGUCCCCGGUUUGAAUACCGGUCUAAUAAAGUUGUGUUGUAUAAAGGUCCCAGGUUUGAAUACCGGUCUAAUAAAGUUGUGUUGUAUAAAGGUCCCCGGUUUGAAUACCAGUCUAAUAAAGUUGUGUUGUAUAAAGGUCCCCGGUUUGAAUACCGGUCUAAUAAAGUUGUGUUGUAUAAAGGUCCCAGGUUUGAAUACCGGUCUAAUAAAGUUGUGUUGUAUAAAGGUCCCCGGUUUGAAUACCGGUCUAAUAAAGUUGUGCUGUAUAAAGGUCCCCGGUUUGAAUACCGGUCUAAUAAAGUUGUGUUGUAUAAAGGUCCCCGGUUUGAAUACUGGUCUAAUAAAGUUGUGUUGAAUUAAAGUCCCCGGUUUGAAUACCGGUCUAAUAAAGUUGUGUUGUAUAAAGGUACCCGGUUUGAAUACUGGUCUAAUAAAGUUGUGUUGUAUAAAGGUUCCAGGUUCGAAUACCUGUCUAAUAAAGUUGUGCUGUAUAAAGGUCCCCGGUUUGAAUACCGGUCUAAUAAAGUUGUGUUGUAUAAAGGUCCCAGGUUUGAAUACCGGUCUAAUAAAGUUGUGUUGUAUAAAGGUCCCCGGUUUGAAUACCAGUCUAAUAAAGUUGUGUUGUAUAAAGGUCCCCGGUUUGAAUACCGGUCUAAUAAAGUUGUGUUGUAUAAAGGUCCCAGGUUUGAAUACCGGUCUAAUAAAGUUGUGUUGUAUAAAGGUCCCCGGUUUGAAUACCGGUCUAAUAAAGUUGUGCUGUAUAAAGGUCCCCGGUUUGAAUACCGGUCUAAUAAAGUUGUGUUGUAUAAAGGUCCCCGGUUUGAAUACCGGUCUAAUAAAGUUUUAUUGUGUUGCAGUACACUGACUGGUUCGAUGAGAACAACGGAGCAAAGAACCGAGACUCCCUGGAUGACGUGGUCGGAGACCAUAAUGUCAUCUGCCCCCUGCAGCACUUUGCCAGGACAUACUCCCAGUUCCACUCUAACCUGGGUGCCAACAAUGGACAACAGGCAGGUAACGCUGGGGCCAUGACCAAGGACGGGAACUCACAAGGUAAGAAUGGUUCAUGAAUGUUUUUCAAAUAUGUUAUUUCAUGUCUUGAUUGGUUUUUAAAGUAACUGUCCAGUGAAAAUCUCACUUUUAAAAGUUCAUAUUAUGUUACCUCAUACCCAAAUAAUGUUGUUGGCUCAUCCUAUACUCUUAUUUGUGGCAAAGCAAAAAUGUGAGAUUUUUUUUUAAAACCCCACCUUAAACUUGUAUCACAAACAGACGUUAAAAAAAUGCUUGCUAUUUCCUGCUCCUGAGGAGGAUGAGCUGGCCAAUCAGAAGUCUACUGGCAUGAAUAUGUUUGAUACCUGCGUGGCUUAAGGUGACCACGCCCCCGAGUAGGGUACAGACGUAGGGUACUCCCAUGUAAUUAGCCUAACUUUGGCGUCAUCCUAAGUAAACUGUCGUUUCAAUAAACAUUUUCAGCAGCAUCACGUGUCGUUAUUAACAUACUUGGCACAACAACAAAUUAUUUGCAUGAUACGUAUGCUGCCACUGUGUUACCCGACCUGCUACACUGACGUAAAGCAAGGAAAGCUGUCCAACACUGACAGUAAGCUGUCAUUAUAAAUACUGACCUGUAACACUGACGUAAAGCUGUCUCAUUAUACUGACCUUGCUAACACUGACAGUAAAGCAAGUAAAGCUGUCUCAUUAUACUGACGCUUGGCUAACACUGAGCAGUAAAAGCUAGUAAAGCUGUCUCAUUAUACUGACCUGCUAACACUUGGGACAGUAAGCUGUCUCAUUAAUACUGACACGUGCUAACACUGACAUUAAAGCUGUCACAUUAUACUGACCUGCUAACACGGACAGUAAAUCUGUCUCAUUAUACUGACCUGUGCUAAAACACUGACAGUAAAGGCUAGGAAAGCUGGUCAAUUAUACUGACCUGCUAACCACUGACAGUAAAGCUGUCACAUUAUACUGACCUGCCUAACACUGAACAGUAAAGCUGUCACGAAUUAUAACUGACCUGCUAACAACUGACAGUAAAGCUGUACAAUUAUACUGACCUGCUAACACUGACAGUAAAGCGUCUCAUUAUACUGACCUGCUAACACUGACAGUAAAGCAGUAAAGCUGUCUCAUUAUACUGACCUGCUAACACUGACAGUAAAGCUGUUCAAUUAUACUGACCUGCUAACACUGACAGUAAAUAGGACUGUCACAUUAUACUGACCUGCUAACACUGAUAAGCAAGUAAAGCUGUCACAUUAUACUGACCUGCUAACACUGACAGUAAAGCUGUCACAUUAUACUGACCUGCUAACACUGACAGUAAAGCUGUCUCAUUAUACUGACCUGCUAACACUGACAGUAAAGCUAGUAAAGCUGUCUCAUUAUACUGACCUGCUAACACUGACAGUAAAGCUGUCUCAUUAUACUGACCUGCUAACACUGACAGUAAAGCUGUCACAUUAUACUGACCUGCUAACACUGACAGUAAAGCUGUCUCAUUAUACUGACCUGCUAACACUGACAGUAAAGCUGUCUCAUUAUACUGACCUGCUAACACUGACGUAAAGCUGUACAUUAUGACCUGCUAACACUGACGUAAAGCUGUCUCAUUAUACUGACCUGCUAACACUGACAGUAAAGCUGUCUCAUUAUACUGACCUGCUAACACUGACAGUAAGCUGUCUCAUUAUACGACCUGCUAACACUGACAGUAAGCUGUCCAUUAUACUGACCUGCUAACACUGACAGUAAAGCUGUCUCAUUAUACUGACCUGCUAACACUGACAGUAAAGCUGUCUCAUUAUACUGACCUUGCUAACACUGACAGUUAAAGCUCAGUAAAGCUGUCUCAUUAUACUGACCUGCUAACACUGACAGUAAAGCUUGUCUCAUUAUACUGACCUGCUAACACUGACAGUAAAGCUAGUAAAGCUGUCACAUUAUACUGACCUGCUAACACUGACAGUAAAGCUGUCACAUUAUACUGACCUGCUAACACUGACAGUAAAGCUGUCACAUUAUACUGACCUGCUAACACUGACAGUAAAGCUGUCUCAUUAUACUGACCUGCUAACACUGACAGUAAAGUCUAUUAAGACGUCUGCUUCUCAUUAUACUGACCUGCUAACACUGACAGUAAAGCUGUCUCAUUAUACUGACCUGCUAACACUGACAGUAAAGCUGUCACAUUAUACUGACCUGCUAACACUGACAGUAAAGCUGUCUCAUUAUACUGACCUGCUAACACUGACAGUAAAGCUGUCUCAUUAUACUGACCUGCUAACACUGACAGUAAAGCUAGGAAAGCUGUCACAUUAUACUGACCUGCUAACACUGACAGUAAAGCUGUCUCAUUAUACUGACCUGCUAACACUGACAGUAAAGCUGUCACAUUAUACUGACCUGCUAACACUGACAGUAAAGCUGUCUCAUUAUACUGACCUGCUAACACUGACAGUAAAGCUGUCUCAUUAUACUGACCUGCUAACACUGACAGUAAAGCUAGGAAAGCUGUCACAUUAUACUGACCUGCUAACACUGACAGUAAAGCUGUCUCAUUAUACUGACCUGCUAACACUGACAGUAAAUCUGUCUCAUUAUACUGACCUGCUAACACUGACAGUAAAGCUAGUAAAGCUGUCUCAUUAUACUGACCUGCUAACACUGACAGUAAAGCUGUCUCAUUUAUGACCUGACCUGCUAACACUGACCAUUAAGCUAAGCAGAAAGCUGUCACAUUAUACUGACCUGCUAACACUGACAGUAAAGCUGUCUCAUUAUACUGACCUGCUAACACUGACAGUAACAGCUGUCACAUUAUACUGACCUGCUAACACUGACAGUAAAUGCUGUCUCAUUAUACUGACCUGCUAACACUGACAGUAAACUGUCUCAUUACGACCUGCUAACACUGAAGUAAAGCUGUCUCAUUAUACUGACCUGCUAACACUGACAGUAAAGCUGUCUCAUUAACUUACUGACCUGCUGAACACUGACAGUAAAGCUGUCACAUUAUACUGACCUGCUAACACUGACAGUAAAGCUGUCUCAUUAUACUGACCUGCUAACACUGACAGUAAAGCUGUCUCUUAUACUGACCUGCUAACACUGACAGUAAAGCUAGUGUCCAUUAUACUGACCUGCUAACACUGACAUAAAGCUGUCCAUUAUACUGACCUGCUAACACUGACAGUAAUAGCUGUCUCAUUAUACUGACCUGCUAACACUGACAGUAAAUGCUGUCUCAUUAUACUGACCUGCUAACACUGACAGUAAACUGUAACUGCACAUUAUACUGACCUGCUAACACUGACAGUAAACUGUCUCAUUAACUGACCUGCUAACACUGACAGUAAAUCUGUCUCAUUAUACUGACCUGCUAACACUGACAGUAAACUGUCACAUUACUGACCUGCUAACCUAAUAAGCUGAACGUCACAUUAACUGACCUGCUAACACACAGUAAAGCUGUCACAUUAUACUGACCUGCUAACACUGACAGUAAAGCAGGAAAGCUGUCACAUUAUACUGACCUGCUAACACUGACAGUAAGCAAGCUAGAAAGCUGUCACAUUAUACUGACCUGCUAACACUGACAGUAAAGCUAAGUAAAGCUGUCUCAUUAUACUGACCUGCUAACACUGACAGUAAAGCUGUCUCAUUAUACUGACCUGCUAACACUGACAGUAAAGCAAGUAAAGCUGUCUCAUUAUACUGACCUGCUAACACUGACAGUAAAGCUGUCUCAUUAUACUGACCUGCUAACACUGACAGUAAAGCAAGUAAAGCUGUCUCAUUAUACUGACCUGCUAACACUGACAGUAAAGCAAGUAAAGCUGUCUCAUUAUACUGACCUGCUAACACUGACAGUAAAGCUGUCUCAAUAUACUGACCUGCUAACACUGACAGUAAAGCUGUCUCAUUAUACUGACCUGCUAACACUGACAGUAAAGCAAGUAAAGCUGUCUCAUUAUACUGACCUGCUAACACUGACAGUAAAGCUAGUAAAGCUGUCUCAUUAUACUGACCUGCUAACACUGACAGUAAAGCUGUCUCAUUAUACUGACCUGCUAACACUGACAGUAAAGCAAGUAAAGCUGUCUCAUUAUACUGACCUGCUAACACUGACAGUAAAGCUGUCUCAUUAUACUGACCUGCUAACACUGACAGUAAAGCUGUCUCAUUAUACUGACCUGCUAACACUGACAGUAAAGCAAGUAAAGCUGUCUCAUUAUACUGACCUGCUAACACUGACAGUAAAGCAAGUAAAGCUGUCUCAUUAUACUGACCUGCUAACACUGACAGUAAAGCAAGUAAAGCUGUCUCAUUAUACUGACCUGCUAACACUGACAGUAAAGCUGUCACAUUAUACUGACCUGCUAACACUGACAGUAAAGCUAGUAUAGCUGUUUCAUUAUACUUACGUCACUGUUUGUUUACCCCUAGCUUUUUCGCUGGUUAACUGACGUUAGCUGGCUGGCUAGCAAGAGAAGUUAAUCUCGAUCUAAUUUGCUAGUCUUAGAUUUGCCGCGUAACUACUUCCAGUCUUUGCCUGCCCUUGAACGGUCUAGGUAUCUAGAAAAGUUGAUUAUUUUUGGCUUGCCUAUAUGUCCUUUCAACUUGCCGGAGACCAGCUGGGGAGACAACCUUACCAAAUGGCCCAAAGUAGCCUAUGGCAAUAUCUACACCUACUUGGUGGAAUCUCCAGGUUUACACAGGCAAUACACAUAGCUAGUUAGACACAAACAAGUAUUAGCUAGCGACUUACCGUGAAUGAAGUGGUCAGGGAUUCAUUCUGGUGUCCUAUUUCAUUCUAUGCUCUCUAGCUGGAGUUUACCUCUACCUGUUUGACCACCGUGCGUCUAACCUGGCGUGGCCUGAGUGGAUGGGCGUUAUCCAUGGUUACGAGAUAGAGUUUGUGUUCGGCAUGCCCCUGGAGAAGAGACUCAACUACACAGCCGAGGAGGAGAAACUGAGCCGACGCAUGAUGAGAUACUGGGCUAACUUCGCACGCACCGGGUAAGAGAGAGAGAGUGAGGGCGGGCGGGAUAGAAAGAGAGCGAAGAGAGAGAGAGAGAGAAAGAGGGGGAGAGAGUGAGAAAGAGGGGGAGAGGGGGAGAGAAAGAGAGAGAAAGAGGGAGAGAGAGAGCGAGAGAGAGAGAGCGAGCGAGAGAGAAGGGUUAAAGGGUAUAGGGUGUAUGUCUGUCUAUGGAAGCACACUGAAAGCUGUCCAACCCUCAUCUAUUCUCUUUCUUUCUCUCUCUCUCUGACUCCCUCCUUCCACCCUCUUCCACCUCUCUCUCCAGUAACCCCAACAUCAAUUUUGACGGCAGUGUGGAUAGCAGGCGGAGGUGGCCCCAGUUCACCAACAGUGAGCAAAAACACGUGGGUCUGAACACAGAAUCUCUAAAGAUCCACAAGGGCCUGCGGAACCAGCUGUGUGCAUUCUGGAACCGCUUUCUGCCACGCCUCCUCAAUAUCACC
Molecule: messenger RNA, 9837 nt
Organism: Coregonus sp. 'balchen'
Lineage: Eukaryota; Metazoa; Chordata; Actinopteri; Salmoniformes; Salmonidae
Source: the annotation of a GenBank genome assembly